This is a messenger RNA of Mytilus trossulus (common blue mussel), 6510 nucleotides long. Its product is annotated as alpha-aminoadipic semialdehyde synthase, mitochondrial-like. The record is from RefSeq and is a predicted model, not a curated record. Gene Ontology annotation, molecular function: saccharopine dehydrogenase activity. The transcript is spliced from 23 exons. Bases 181 to 2991 code for a protein of 936 amino acids. Gene Ontology annotation, cellular component: cytoplasm. NCBI's taxonomy places the organism in Eukaryota, Metazoa, Mollusca, Bivalvia, Mytilida, Mytilidae.
UAAACGUCCUUGACCUCUCGGGAGGUGUGUUGCUUUUGACAAUUUUCGUUGGGUGAAAAUUAGGUCGACGUUUCGAUUGGUUAGUUUUGUCCAACCUCGCUGGAAAAUAUCAACAAACAGUCUGGAACUGUUGUAUAGGAAAACAGCAUCAAAUCAGAAGAAAGGAAAGUGUGAGCUAGAAUGUGGAGGACACAAUCUCAGCCAUUGUGCAAGCAGAUACUGAAGCAAAAUGGCUGUUUGUUUACCCGGAGAGCGAUGUCUUCAGGAUUAACUGGUGUUCUGGCUAUUAGGAGAGAGACUAUAAAUGUAUGGGAGAGAAGAGCACCACUGGCACCUAAACAUGUUAGAAAGCUGGUGAAAGAUGGUAUUAAAGUAAUAGUUCAACCAUCCAACAGGAGGGCUUAUAAUAUGCAGGAGUAUGCAAAGGUUGGAGCUACAAUACAAGAAGAUAUGUCUGAGGCAUCACUUGUAAUGGGUGUCAAGUCUGUUCCUAUAGAUCUACUCUUACCUGACAAAACAUAUGCUUUCUUCUCUCAUACAAUAAAAGCUCAGGAGGCUAAUAUGCCCUUGCUAGAUGCUAUCAUGGAAAGGAACAUAAGAUUAAUAGAUUAUGAACGCAUGGUAGAUGAGAAAGGACAGAGAACCGUUGCCUUUGGAGUGUAUGCAGGAGUAGCUGGAAUGAUAAACAUACUCCAUGGGUUGGGAUUGAGACUUUUGGCCUUAGGGCAUCACACACCUUUUAUGUAUAUUGGACCCAGUCAUAAUUACAGAAACACAGAACAAGCAAGACAGGCAAUUCGUGAUGCUGGAUAUGAGAUUGCUUUAGAAAGAAUGCCAAAAUCUCUUGGACCUUUAGUGUUUGUCUUCACAGGGUCUGGUAAUGUUUCUCAGGGUGCACAACAAGUAUUCCAAGAAUUUCCACAUGAAUAUAUUGAACCAGAACAUCUACCCAAAGUUGCCAAACAUGGUGCCACCAAUAAGUUGUACAUAUGUGUUGUAAGCAGAGAAGAUCAUUAUAUUCACAAAGAUGGUGGAAAAUUUGAUCCUGAAGAAUUUGAACAGCAUCCAUCCAGAUAUGGUUCAACAUUUGCCUCAAAGAUAGCACCAUAUGCCUCAGUUAUCAUAAAUGGAAUUUACUGGGCUCCAACAGCACCAAGGUUGAUAACUAUUCCAGAGGCGAAAAGUCUUCUUACAUCACAGUCGUUUCCAUGGAUUCCGUCCAGCUCUGGUUGUCCACAGUUACCUCAUCGUCUCAUUGCCCUCUGUGAUAUUUCUGCUGACCCUGGUGGCUCUAUUGAAUUUAUGAAUGAAUGUACCACUAUUGAUAAACCAUUUUGUUUGUAUGAUGCUGAUCAAAAUAAAGAAACAGACAGCUUUGCAGGGAAGGGUGUGUUGAUUUGUUCAAUAGACAAUAUGCCAGCUCAGAUACCAAAAGAAGCCACAGAUUUCUUUGGUCAUUUAUUGUUCCCUAAAGUUAAGGAAAUGUUAAAAUCGGAUGCAAUAAAACCAUAUGAAGACUUUGAUACAACUCCAGAAAUUAAAAAUGCAGUUAUUGCAUCUAAUGGAGUUUUAACACCAAAUCAUCAAUACAUUCAAGAGUUAAGGAACAAAUUCACAUCUUCUCACAAGUCAAAGAAGACUUCACCAGAACAAAAGAAGAUUCUAAUAUUGGGAUCAGGAUAUGUAUCAAGUACAGUCAUAGAAUAUCUGAACAGAAAUAAAGAUUUUAUUGUUACUGUUGCAUCCAAAUUUAAAGCUGAAUUGGAUAAUUUAUCAAAACAGUACCCACAGAAUGAAAUGUUGUUAUUGGAUGUGUCAAGAAAGCAUGAAGAAUUCGAACAUCUUGUUCAAGAACAUGACAUUGUAAUAAGUUUGUUGCCAGGGCCACUACAUCCUGAAGUAGCCAAGCUUUGUAUCAAGCACAAAAGAAAUAUGGUCACUGCUAGUUAUGUGUCACCAGAAAUGCAGCAUCUACACCAAGAUGCUGUUGAUGCAGGAAUUACGAUUUUGAAUGAAAUUGGUGUUGAUCCUGGAAUUGAUCACAUGUUAGCUAUGGAAUGUUUUGAUGAUGUCAAGUCCAGUGGAGGAAAGAUCACUUCUUACAUUUCUUGGUGUGGAGGAUUACCUGCCCCUGAACAUUCAGACUCACCUUUGAUGUACAAAUUCAGUUGGUUCCCAAUAGGUGUGUUGAAGAAUUGCUUAGCAGGAGCAACAUAUCUAAAAGAUGGCAAGAAAAUUGAGAUUCCUAGCGGUGGGUUAUUGGAUGCACCAGAAGACUUGACAUUUUUGCCUGGAUUUAACUUGGAAGGUAUCCCUAACAGAGAUUCCACUAAAUAUACUUCACUGUACGGUAUUGAGUCAGCUAAAACUAUGUUGAGAGGAACUAUAAGAUACAAGGGAUUCUGUGACGUAAUUCAAGGUCUGGUUGAUCUUAACCUACUUAGUUCAGAUGAAAAUUCUGCUCUUCAUCCUAAAGGACCUGACAUGACAUGGAAAUCUUACGUUUGUGAUGUGAUGGGUAAAUCACCAGAUACAUUUUACGAUUCGGUAAAAGACAUGGUCUUUGAAAGAGUUGGACAUUCAGAAAAAAAGUUGCAAACAAUAAUUGAUCUUGGCUUAUUGGAUGAUCAAGUGAUUGAUAAGAAAGGAACACCCAUAGACACUUUAUGUCAUUAUCUGGCUAAAAAAUUAGCAUAUGAACCCAACGAGAGAGACAUGAUAUUGAUGCAUCAUAACAUUGGUGUGGAGUGGCCCGAUGGCACAACACAGAGGAGAACAGUUGGACUGACAGUGUAUGGGGAUUACCAUGGUUACUCAGCCAUGGCAAAGACAGUUGGGUAUCCUACAGCUAUUGGUACAGAGAUGAUAUUAAACGGUGAAAUUCAGAGGAAAGGUGUACAGCUGCCUAUGUCUAAAGAUGUUUAUAAGCCAAUCUUAGAAAGACUAAAAGCAGAGGGAAUCAAAGCAACUGAAAAGAUUCACACAUUGUAAAAGUUUGGUAGAUCUCAAAAGUGAAAAGAUUCACACAUUGUAAAGUUUUGGUAGAUCUCAAAACUGAAAAGAUUCACACAUUGUAAAAUUUUGGAAGAUCUCACAACUGAAAAGAUUCACACAUUGUAAAGUUUUGGUAGAUCUCAAAAUUGGAAAGAUUAACACAUUGUAAAGUGUUUGUAGAUCUCAAAACUGAAAAGAUUCACACAUUGUAAAAUUUUGGUAGACCUCACAACUGAAAAGAUUCACACAGUGUAAAGUUCUGGUAGAACUCAAAACUGAAAAUAUUCAGACAUUGCAGAAUUUUGGUGGAUCUCAAAACUGAAAAGAUUCACACUUUGUAAAUUUAAGUAGAUCUCACAACUGAAAAGAUUCACACAUUGUAAAGUUUUGGUAGAUCUCAAUGAAGAUAUGAACUGAAUCAAAUAAUGUGUAAUGUUAUCAGUGAACAUUGAAAUGAAUGAAUCAUAUUAUGUGCAGUGUUAUCAGUUAUCAUUAAGAGUGAGAGUGAUUAAAGAGUAGCUAGAAGAUGUAUAUAAUUGUGGAAUAAAUUAAAUUUUGACAUUUUCACAGUAUGAAAUAGUCCAUACAAAUUUAAUGUUUUGUUUGUUGAGUGUGUGUGUGAAACUGUUUAAAUCAGAAAUUUUAAUUUCUGGAGACACAUUUAUAUAGCUGCAUUCAAAUUGAACUUAAUGAACACCAAUUAAAAAAAAUAUUCAUCGAUACCAAAACGCAUAACCAUCAAUGAGAUACAGUUGCUAAAAAAAAAUACAUUUUAAUAGAUAUUUCUUAUUUUGACAUGAUUUCUUAAAGAUAUGAAAAUGAUAAAACUGUUAAUAAGAUAUUUCUAAAUAGUUAGCUAUGCAGUAGGAAAUUUAUGAAGUGGAAUUAUCUUGUAGCAUUCCCAAUGUUGUGUUUUUGUUUGAUUACUUUAUAAAAUAUGUAUUUAAGUAAUUUAAGCUGAUUAAAAGAAAUAAACAUUUGAUAGAACAUUUAUCUAUAAAAUCAUGAAACCAAUAUAUGUUUUUAAAGCACAAAACUGAGAUGUUAUAUUACUGUUACAACUUUCUACUUAAUGUUUACCAUUGGUCUUUCCUGUGAAAUGCAAGAUUUUUUUCAAUACUAGCAAAGUAGAUGAAUUAUGAAAUUUUAUACAUGUUUUGCAUGAAAAUAAUUGUGUAACCAAAGAUUGGAAAUGUUUGAAUUUUAAUUUUGAAAAAGGGCUUUUUAAAUGACUAACCUGUUAUGAAUCUUUUUUUAAUUUUAUUAUCCUAAUAUUUUACAUAUAAUCAAGAAUUAGUUAAAAUUAAAAUAAAUAUAUCUGUGAUAUGGGUGUGUUUUUUUAAGUUUUGUCUUUUAUGGCUAUGAACUUAUAUGCAGGGUAAUAUGACUUAAAUUAUUUUCUCUCUAGUGUUUUACUUUUUCUUCUCUAUAAACAUAUCAAAUUACCGUAUAUGUAUGAUCAUAUCAAUAAUUGAAAUAUUAGAAACAAUGAAAUUUUACUUUAUAUUAUUUGGGCCUAGUAGUAAUUUUGAGCAUAACAUUUCUUAUAUUUAAAAGACAUGAUAUUGUUAAUUAUUAAUAGUUUGUGUGCAUAAGUCUUUACAUGACAACUUUACUGAAACAGAUCUUUAUGAAAUAUUUACAUGAUGACAAAACUCCUGUUCGACUCUGAAAUUUUUCAGAGGAUUAAUCUCUAGUUCUAGAACCUUAAAAAAUCAGACGGUCAUGUCUUUUGAUGAUCUCAUUUAUUAGUAAGUUUCGUUCUGUUUAUUGGAAUAUUUUUGAAUUCUUUUAGUUUGAGAACUUUUUAUCAGUUCUAAUAGAUUGAUAUGAAAUUAAAUGACAAAAAUUUGACAGUUUUUAGCAUGUCUAUUGGUUGACAUCUCAGAUUUGAGCAUCUUCGCUAGCCAAGCGAAGAUGAGAGCGGGAGUGGAUCGUAACCCUUGGCUAGCGAAGAUGAGGUUUGAGUUAUUGAAUCUCUAAAGAUUUUACAUAUUUUUUAACAUCUACCUAAUCUUCUUUUUUGUUUACAUGCGCUUUUUAAAAAUUAUCUCUAUAGCCUUAUUCUGGCUUUGUCAAUAUAUUAGACAUUGUAAUGUGUGUUUUACAUAAAGUCUAGUUUUUUCUUCUUUAAUUUAUUGAUUGAUUUUUUUUGCAGUCAUACAAUCAAAAAAUGCUACCUCCUUUACAAAAUUCAAAAUAUUUUCAACAGAUUUGUUGUUUUGGAUUGGUGCUUUAUAGAUCAAAAUAGUGGGAACAGGUGUAUUUUGCAAGUAUCUAUUGACCUCAAAAAUCUUUUUAGCCAAAAAAGAAUUAUUUUAGACAUACUAUUAACUUUUUUUGUAUCUUAAUUUAAAUCUGUGAUUUUUUUUUACUUUUUUGAUUAGAUGCGUCUGAACUCUGAAGAAGUAUAUUAAUAACUUAAUAUUUAUAUUACUAGAUUUUAAGUUCCCUCAAAAUAUAAUAAAAAGUUUUUUCUUUAAUGCAUGAAUCUCAUUUUAUAGAAUUUAGUCAUCUUGUUAUUUUUUUUCUAAACUUUUAAAAAUGCUUAUACUGUUUUACUUAAGAGUUGACUCUACAGUUUGCUAAAUGAUAUUUGUUGUUUGACGGUUGUUAAAAAAUUAGGAUUGUUAAAGAUAUACGUUAUUUGAACUUUGUCGUAUGGAUAGUCUAUUUAUUGUUCUUUCUAUUUCCCAGAGAUGUACAUUUUAUAUUUUGUACCUUUGAGUCAUAUCAAAAUUUUUGUAUUUUAUAAACAGAUGUAAAGCUUUGUAAAGACAUUAAAUGUCUGUUAAUAUUUGCAUGUAAAUAUACAGCUUUGAGGAUAUUUUAUAUUUAAAAAUUGACAAUUUAACUGAAUAUUCAGAAAAAAUAUUAAUCACAUAACCAAUUUAUUUGUCUCAGAACAUGACAGUUUGUUUUAAUUUUUAGCCGAGUUGUGAUAAUAUUCUACUUUGCAUUAGUUGGUAGGGUUUACCUUAAAGAAUGAUACUGAUGUUUUAAAAUAUUUUUUAAGUCAACUUUAACGAAAAAUUAAAGAUACAAAUUUUAAGAUUUUGGGUUUUUAGACAUGCAUGGUGUGUUUGUUUAUUAACUGAACAUAGUUCAAAACCAACAGCAAGUUUGUCAAAAAAUCCACCCUUAAGGUGGUACCUAACACUACAGGGAGAUAACUCUGUAAUAUCAGCUAAACGUUUUAAUUACGUUGCGUUUUGAAGGCAUUAUAAAGCUUCUCAAUGAUCAAAAUAAGUGUUUGUCAAACUACUAUAUAACCAGUGUAAUUUUUCUGACAAAACGCUUGGUUCAAAUUUUUAGGUGCUUAUAUGUUAUAUAAGUUAUGUUUAUACAUAAUUUGAUUUUAAUUACUCAGUAGUCAUUAUUUUAGGAUUUUCCCAGGAUGUGUAUUUUCUUUGCUGUUGAGAUGAAACAGAUUUAUUAUCAUAUGUCAAUCAGUUAGAUAUGAAGUUUAUCACAUGUUCUUAGCAGGAGGUCUAAUUUCAUCAGUUCCAAUACAAA